AUGUCUCUCGAUAUCAGCAAAGAAGACGCUGUGAGAUUGAGGGAAAUCGAGGUCAAAAAAUUGGUGGCCAAUGAAUGGAAGGUAUUGCAUGAAGAGCUGCCAAUUAUUCAGAAAUCAAAAGGUAGAAAGGAUAUCAAGGAUAUUCCUACAAUGAAUAGAAUUAAAGAAAUAGUCCGCCAAAGAAUUGGAUAUGUUGCUACAUUCAUCUUCUUACAUACUGUUGGUACUAUCUGUGGAUGGUUAGAAGGUCCUUAUCGUAAUGUGGGCUCACCACCAUCAUCAUCAGCACAAUCAACAACACCACCACAACAAACUCAUUUCAACUUUAACCAUGAAUUUCAACCCCAAUGA
This is a messenger RNA of Naegleria fowleri, 351 nucleotides long. RefSeq lists its product as uncharacterized. Lineage: Eukaryota; Heterolobosea; Eutetramitea; Acrasida; Naegleriidae. The coding region runs from base 1 to 351 and encodes 116 amino acids. The transcript has a single exon. The record is from RefSeq and is a predicted model, not a curated record.